Messenger RNA from Verticillium nonalfalfae, 378 nucleotides. RefSeq names its product 60S ribosomal protein L35 (gene RPL35). Gene Ontology annotation, molecular function: mRNA binding; structural constituent of ribosome. Gene Ontology annotation, biological process: maturation of LSU-rRNA from tricistronic rRNA transcript (SSU-rRNA, 5.8S rRNA, LSU-rRNA); translation. NCBI's taxonomy places the organism in Eukaryota, Fungi, Ascomycota, Sordariomycetes, Glomerellales, Plectosphaerellaceae. Bases 1 to 378 code for a protein of 125 amino acids. The record is from RefSeq and is a predicted model, not a curated record. The transcript is spliced from 4 exons. Gene Ontology annotation, cellular component: ribosome; cytosolic large ribosomal subunit.
AUGUCGACAUCCAAGGUUAAGGCCGCCCAGCUGUGGGGAAAGAACAAGGAGGACCUGACGAAGCAGCUCGGCGAGCUCAAGACUGAGCUCGGCCAGCUUCGCAUCCAGAAGAUCACCUCUUCCGGCUCCAAGCUCAACAAGAUUGGCGACAUCCGCAAGUCCAUCGCUCGCGUCCUGACCGUCAUCAACGCCAAGCAACGCCACCAGCUCCGCCUUUUCUACAAGAACAAGAAGUACGCGCCCCUCGACCUCCGCGCGAAGCAGACCCGUGCCAUCCGCCGCAGGCUGUCCAAGGCCGACGCGGAGAGGGUCACCGAGAAGCAGCGCAAGAAGACGCAGCACUUCCCUCAGCGCAAGUACGCCGUCAAGUCUGCUUGA